GGAAUGGGCGCGAAAGACUGUUCCAGAACUUCAGUAUCACCAUCUCACCUGCCGGAGCGCUGUGGUACAUUUAAAAGGGCGGCUACUCACUUCCCUUUCUACUCAUCUUUACCCAUGAGGUUACCGCUACUACUAACCGUUAUCGGGUUAGCAGUUGGUCAGGAUGAACGAAUCUGUGACAGUCGUGUUAAUGGACUCUACGCAGUAGGACCAUGUUCACCCUAUUACGACCAUUGUUAUAACGGGAUAGCUGCGCGGAAGCCCUGUGGAGACGGUCUGGUCUUCAAUCCAGAUAGUAAAAUGUGCGACUUCGAUGGCAAUGUAAAAGGAUGCGCAAAUCGAAUGAAAAUGUCAUGCAUGAACAAGAAAGACGGGACUUACACAAUCGGAUGCUCAUCCACUUACUUCCAUUGCGUGAAUGGGCAAAUUGUGAACAACCAAGUCGACACGUGCUCAAAUGGACUUUUCUACGACAGCGAACGCAACAUGUGUGAUUAUAAAUGGCGAGUGCGAGCAUGCGGUGGAAAUCCAGAAUUAGAGAGUAAGUCGGUGACAAGUCCUCCGCUUGCAUUAGCGACGCAACAACCAAAGAUAGAACGAACCAUUUACACUGCAAGGAUCAGAGGACGAGGCCAUCAUCACCGACAUUCAAGGCCUUCAACCAGUUGUCACGGUAAGCCUGACGGGCCACACCCAGUGAGCAGCUGCUCCCAGCAGUACAUUACGUGCGCCAACGCUACGUCACAGCUGGCAGAAUGCCCUGACUUCCAAGUCUUCAGCAGUGCAGAGCACAAGUGCGUGCCAAUUGAAACUGUCCAUGAAUGCUCCGGGCCGAGUCCCGCAUCCCAAAUCGACUGUUCUUUUGAAGAAGAUGGAUACUACGAGCUAGGAUGUACAUCAAACUUUGUGUUUUGCAGUGACGGAAAAGCUUCAGCGAUGAAGGCUGCAGUUGUGAUUUUAUUUUUUGCGACCAUGGACAUGCCACUUCUAUGA
This is a messenger RNA of Cylicocyclus nassatus, 993 nucleotides long. Lineage: Eukaryota; Metazoa; Nematoda; Chromadorea; Rhabditida; Strongylidae. The record is from the annotation of a GenBank genome assembly.